This is a messenger RNA of Venturia canescens, 722 nucleotides long. RefSeq lists its product as uncharacterized. The coding region runs from base 165 to 470 and encodes 101 amino acids. Lineage: Eukaryota; Metazoa; Arthropoda; Insecta; Hymenoptera; Ichneumonidae. The record is from RefSeq and is a predicted model, not a curated record. The transcript has 4 exons.
UCCAGUGUCCUGUAUGUCAAUCACAAUUGACACGCAACGGGUUACAUUGGAGCAAACCUUUGAACGACAUUGUCAGUCAAAUCAGGUUAUCGAUCUGUCAGUCUUCCAGAACUGAAUUUGAAAAUCUAGCAGAGAAGGAAGCGUUUCAAAAACUUCAGGAAUCUAUGGAGUCAAAAAUGUUAUGCCAGGGAGGAAAUUUCGAAGAUCUGUUAGAUGCAAGCAGUUCCGAAAGUGAUAUUCGGUGUUCGGGUAUCAUUGCCAAUAGCCCAAGAAGUCUCGAGACCGUCAAUCCUCUUCAGAAUAUUUAUGAUGAUCUACAGUUAUCUCACUUGAUUCCCUUCUUGGAUAAAAAUAUAAGAAGCCCGAAGUUAUUGGACCACAAAGACUCAGAAUCGACUUUGACGGCGAGUAGCCCGCGCGGAUUAACUGACGAUGAUAAAACCCAACCUGUUGAAGAAGAUGACGCUUGACAAACAUCUAAUCAACGACACUUGGAAUAAAAGGCAAUGUCUCCAGCGAACGACGUAACAGCAAUAGAAUAGCAUGCCAUGUCUGCUAUAGAACAGCCAAAUUAAUUUUAAUAAAUAGAAAAGGGUUAAAAAGCCAGUGGGGUCAAAUGAGGGUCGCAGGAUUCGAAAAGUUUGAUUCUGGAGCGCUAACCACUGAGCACCUCGCUCAUUUAAAAAAAAAGUGGACCUCAGAUCCCUCAUUUCAAAAUGACU